This is a messenger RNA of Alternaria infectoria, 2076 nucleotides long. RefSeq lists its product as uncharacterized. The transcript has 3 exons. Lineage: Eukaryota; Fungi; Ascomycota; Dothideomycetes; Pleosporales; Pleosporaceae. The coding region runs from base 1 to 2076 and encodes 691 amino acids. The record is from RefSeq and is a predicted model, not a curated record.
AUGGAUUUACAGAGGUUGAAGACGCGUAUCGCGCGCGCCAGAGGUGCCGGCGCGACAUCUUCAGGCUCCGGCACGGGCGAGCUGCCUCCACAACAGUCUCAGGCACCCCACGAUAACUCCAGCACGCAUGCUGUUAAGGAAGGAAUUCAGAGCGCCGAACCUGGGAUGAAUGCGCAGGACUUUGGAGCAGCCGCGGACCAACCAACACAACAACCUGUCAUCGAGCCGCCUACCUCGUUAGAGUCAUCCAUCGAUGCUGGCCAACAUGUCCCCAAGCCCACCAGGGCAACCGAUCCCUCGUCGCAUGUCACGUACAGUACUCUUGCCGCGCAACGAGCAAGAAGCAGCUCCGCGCCGACCAAACCCCAGCAAUACCCACGACGACCGCAAGUCGGCCGUCAAGCCAGUAUCGGCAUACGGCGUAUGCCCUCAUCCAACGCCCUAAGACAAUCCGCACAGCAACCACAGGGUUCUAUAAUAAGAGCGAGCACGCCCUUGCCUGCGCUGGACGAGGAGGCAGAGCUGGGACAAUUUUCCUCCGCCAACGGGAGCCAGAGUACCCUCAACAAUCCAGAGCCGGACAGAAGUCGACUACGGAAGGUCAAGAGCGCGAUACAGACUAGAAUACCCUUUUGGGGCACGAAGGAAGAGGAGAAGUCGCCGACGACAAGCGCUCAUGCUCCUGCAGCGGAAGACGACAUGUCGUCCAACUACACCUCAGGCAUGGUCGAUGUGCUUGACACCAUCGACCCUGAGGUCGCGACGCUUACAUCCUUGACGAACAUGCAGAACUCGCUAUUCAUUCCGAACCUACCAUGGCUGAACCGCCGGCCCACUUACAACCUAAAGCGACGGAAGAGCGAGACCGACAGUCUGGAAGCGAUCGAGCGCAUACUGGAACCCGCUCGUGCUGCUCAGGCGGAGGCGGAGGCAGAAGCUCAGGCGGCCCAGGCGGCUCCCAGAUUCCAGCGCUCGGCGACUGAGACCACGACGGCCACCAUGAUGACGAUAGAUUCGCAGCUUACUGAGUCGCGCUUCGCUGUUCUUCCUGAGGAUACUGACUUGUCUGGGUGGAGCGUCGAGGACAAGAAGGAGGUGAACGACCACGUACGGCACAUGCUCCACUCAAGACGCUCCAAGAUGAAGCGUUCUCUCAAGGGAUUCGGCAUGUAUGUCAGGAGACCACUUGGCUUCCUAGUCACCCUCUACGCCUUCCUCAUCACCGCAUUCGGCUUGGCCUGGGUGCUCUUCCUCAUCGGAUGGGCUAAUGUCGGUGGACAGCAGAUCUACGUCGUCCACGUCAUCGACAGUGUCCUUGUUGCUCUCUUCGCUGUUGUAGGAGACGGCCUAGCACCCUUCCGCUGUGUCGACACAUACCACAUGAUCUACAUUGCUCAUUACCACCAUUUCACAUGGUCUCGCCGUAAGAAGGACAUGCUUCCCGACCUCACCGAUCAUAAUGACCUCCCUGCCGAGCACGCUCCCGUAUCUGGACCACGCGCUAUAGACCCAGCCGACCCUGAGAAACAGUGGGAAUUCACCGUGUUGACGCCAAAGCAGCAAGAGAAGCUCGAACACCACCAAGCCAAAUUCUGCAAAUCGCACUCCUUUUACAAGCCCCACGAGACGGAGACCCAUUAUGCCUUCCCUCUCCGUUUCCUUGUCGCCAUCGUCGUACUUCUAGACUGCCACUCUCUACUCCAGAUAUCCCUCGGCGCGUGCACAUGGGGUAUCUACUACAAGGUUCGUCCCUUUGCUAUCACCACUGUUAUCCUCUGCUGCUCUAUCGCCUGCAAUGCAACGGCCGGUCUAUUGAUCUGGUUGGGUGACAAGAGGACGAGGAAGAAGGACGUUGUCGAACGCAUGAACAGGCAGGAAUUGACUGGAGAAGCCAUCAAAGAAGUAGAAAAGAAGAAGCAGAAGGAAAAGGAGAAGGAAAGCGAGGCCGAGUCUAGCGGUGCAGAUGAGGGCAGGGAAAGAGAAAGGAGGAGGAUUAGUCUGGAUGCUUUCAGACCAGGGAAGAAUGCGGAGAAGGAAAAGGAGAAGAAGCAGCAGAGCGAGAGUGCAUACCCCUAG